CCGGAAGUGGAGGGAGGGGGUGAAAAUGGCGCCCAGCUCGAAAUCGGAGCGGAACAGCGGGGCCGGGAGCGGCGGCGGCGGCCCAGGGGGCGCCGGGGGGAAGCGGGCAGCAGGGCGGCGGCGGGAGCACGUCCUCAAGCAGCUGGAGCGGGUCAAGAUCAGUGGGCAGCUCUCCCCUCGCCUCUUCCGGAAGCUGCCGCCCAGGGUCUGCGUCUCCCUCAAGAACAUCGUGGACGAGGACUUCCUCUACGCAGGACACAUCUUCCUGGGCUUCUCCAAGUGCGGCCGCUACGUCCUGUCCUACACCAGCAGCAGCGGGGACGACGACUUCUCCUUCUACAUGUACCACCUGUACUGGUGGGAGUUCAACGUGCACAGCAAACUCAAGCUGGUCCGGCAGGUGCGGCUCUUCCAGGACGAGGAGAUCUACAGCGACCUGUACCUGACCGUGUGCGAAUGGCCCAGCGAUGCCUCCAAAGUCAUUGUCUUCGGUUUCAACACCCGCUCGGCCAACGGGAUGCUCAUGAACAUGAUGAUGAUGAGCGAUGAGAACCACCGCGACAUCUACAUCAGCACCGUGGCGGUGCCGCCACCAGGCCGCUGCGCUGCCUGCCGGGAAGCCAGCCGAGCCCAUCCAGGUGACGCGAGCGCACAGUGCCUGCGCCACGGCUUCAUGCUGCACACCAAGUACCAGGUGGUCUACCCCUUCCCCACCUUCCAGCCCGCCUUCCAGCUCAAGAAGGACCAGGUGGUGCUGCUCAACACCAGCUACUCCCUGGUGGCCUGCGCCGUCUCCGUCCACUCGGCAGGUGAUAGCAGCUUCUGCCAGAUCCUGUAUGACCACUCCACCUGCCCCCCAGCCCCUCCCAGCCCCCCUGGGCCCCGGAGCCCAGAGGCGCCCCCCGCCUGCCCCAGCCUCUGCCCUGAGGCGGCCCCCGCCCAGCCCUCUGGGGCCCCUGAGCCCUCGCCCGCCAUCGCCAAGGCCAAGGAGUUUGUGGCCGACAUCUUCCGCAGGGCCAAAGAGGCCAAGGGCGGGACCCCAGAGGAAAGCCGGCCGCCCCCCUGCCCGGGGCCCUCGGGCACCCGCCUCCGCCUGCCCUCUGAGCCCCCAGCCCCUGGUCGCGAGGCAGUGCCCCGGGACAGCCCCCCGGCAGCAGAGGCACCGGCCCCCGAGCCCGGCUACGUUAACUACACUAAGUUGUACUACGUGCUGGGGUCCAGCGAGGGGACGGAGCCAGAGGAUGAGUUUGAGGAUGACAAGAUCUCCCUGCCCUUUGUGGUGACUGAUCUCCGUGGCCGCAACCUGCGGCCCAUGCGGAAACGGGCCGCCGUCCAGGGUCAAUACCUGACAGUGGAGCAGCUCACGCUGGACUUUGAGUACGUCAUCAAUGAGGUCAUCCGCCACGACGCCACCUGGGGCCACCAGUUCUGUUCCUUUAGCGACUAUGACAUCGUCAUCCUGGAGGUCUGCCCAGAAACCAACCAGGUCCUCAUCAACAUCGGCCUGCUGCUCCUGGCGUUCCCGUCCCCGACCGAGGAGGGCCAGCUACGACCAAAGACCUAUCACACCAGCCUCAAGGUGGCCUGGGACCUCAACACCGGCAUCUUUGUGACAGUCAGUGUGGGUGACCUCACAGAGGUCAAAGGGCAGACCAGCGGCAGUGUCUGGAGCUCCUACCGCAAGAGCUGUGUGGACAUGGUCAUGAAGUGGCUGGUGCCCGAGAGCAGCGGCCGCUACGUCAACCGGAUGACCAACGAGGCGUUGCACAAAGGGUGCUCCCUGAAGGUUCUGGCGGACAGCGAGCGCUACACGUGGAUCGUGCUGUGAGGGCCGGCCGCCCGCACACUGACUCCAACUACCUCCGCGGCCCGGAGCUGGCCGCCCUGCCCGGUUGGCUGGCCCGCCGACGGCUGGCGCUAGUGUUCAGCUGCGGGCAGGGGGCUGGCGGGGCGGCCCCUGGUGGCCUGAGAGUCUGGACGCUUCUUAUUUAUGCCUAUUUAAGUUGGGAAGGGGUAGAGGGAGGGAGCCCCUGCCCCCCCAGCCCCCCAAGCGCCCGCCCGCCUUCACCCUGCGCUGGGCACGGCCCUGCCCUCUCUCGUUUGCCCCCUCCUCUGCUCCAGGCGUGGGCAUCGUCCCCUGGGGAGGCCGAGUGGACCUGGCUCCCUGCCUGUCCCCAGCCUGCCCCACUCGAGGUGGCAAACGUGGCAGCCGUCCCCGCUCCCCUGUCGUUCCUCUUCAUGUAAUAAAUGUUUUAUUUCUGAA
This is a messenger RNA of Equus quagga, 2263 nucleotides long. It is a transcript of the gene DCAF15, whose product is annotated as DDB1 and CUL4 associated factor 15. The transcript is spliced from 13 exons. The record is from RefSeq and is a predicted model, not a curated record. NCBI's taxonomy places the organism in Eukaryota, Metazoa, Chordata, Mammalia, Perissodactyla, Equidae. Gene Ontology annotation, biological process: protein ubiquitination. Gene Ontology annotation, cellular component: Cul4-RING E3 ubiquitin ligase complex. Bases 26 to 1828 code for a protein of 600 amino acids.